Syzygium oleosum is the source of this 2393-nucleotide messenger RNA. Its product is annotated as SNF1-related protein kinase catalytic subunit alpha KIN10. The record is from RefSeq and is a predicted model, not a curated record. The transcript has 10 exons. Gene Ontology annotation, cellular component: cytoplasm. The coding region runs from base 351 to 1898 and encodes 515 amino acids. NCBI's taxonomy places the organism in Eukaryota, Viridiplantae, Streptophyta, Magnoliopsida, Myrtales, Myrtaceae. Gene Ontology annotation, biological process: protein phosphorylation; intracellular signal transduction. Gene Ontology annotation, molecular function: protein serine/threonine kinase activity; ATP binding.
CUUCGUCAUCAUCCUCGUUCUCUCUGGCCUAGGGUUUGCAGUCCUCUUCUCCUCCGUUUCACACCUCUCUCUCGCGUUCGGUAGCCAAAGGAGAAUCCACGUGCGUUUCGACGCGUGCGACGAGCGUGAUCAGUAUCAACAACUGUCUUUCUUUUGUUUUUUUCCCUUCCUUCGGAAGAACGCCUUGGUCGGCAUUCCAGGUCGCGGCGAUCCGUGAUCCGGAGCUUCCGGUCCAAAUCGGAGAUCGCCGGGCGGCGGUUUCCGGUGACCCUGCUUGUUCGAGCGAGCUUGGAUCUUCGCGAGGCCGGCUGAAAUUUGUUUUUGGGUUGGGUUGAGUCAGGAGGAGGGAGAUGGAUGGAUCGACGAGAGGGGGCAGCAGUGCGGACAUGUAUUUACCGAACUAUAAGCUCGGGAAGACUCUGGGCAUUGGUUCGUUUGGUAAGGUGAAGAUAGCGGAGCACGUGUUGACCGGGCACAAGGUCGCCAUCAAGAUCCUCAACCGGCGCAAGAUAAAGAACAUGGAGAUGGAAGAGAAAGUGAGGAGAGAAAUAAAAAUCCUGAGACUCUUUAUGCAUCCGCACAUCAUCCGACUCUACGAAGUCAUCGAGACGCCUUCGGAUAUUUAUGUCGUGAUGGAGUAUGUGAAGUCUGGAGAGCUGUUCGAUUACAUUGUCGAGAAGGGCAGGUUGCAGGAAAGUGAAGCUCGUAACUUUUUUCAGCAGAUUAUUUCUGGUGUGGAAUACUGCCAUAGGAAUAUGGUCGUUCAUAGAGAUCUAAAGCCUGAAAACUUGCUGUUGGAUUCUAAAUGGAAUGUGAAGAUCGCAGAUUUUGGUCUGAGCAACAUAAUGCGUGACGGUCAUUUCUUAAAGACAAGUUGUGGGAGCCCCAACUAUGCCGCCCCAGAGGUUAUCUCUGGUAAACUUUAUGCUGGGCCUGAAGUAGAUGUAUGGAGCUGUGGAGUUAUAUUAUACGCUCUUCUUUGUGGUACCCUCCCUUUCGAUGAUGAAAACAUACCAAACCUUUUCAAGAAAAUUAAGGGCGGGAUGUACACUCUUCCAAGUCAUUUAUCAGUAGGUUCGAAGGAUUUGAUCCCACGGAUGCUUAUAGUUAAUCCGAUGAAACGAAUUACCAUUCCAGAGAUCCGUCAGCAUCCUUGGUUUCAAGCUCAUCUUCCACGUUACUUGGCCGUGCCUCCACCUGAUACAAUGCAGCAAGCGAAAAAGAUUGAUGAGGAAAUACUCCAGGAAGUGGUCAAGAUGGGGUUUGACCCUGGUCAACUUGGCGAAUCACUUCGCAACCGAAUUCAAAAUGAGGCUACCGUUGCGUACUACUUGUUAUUGGAUAAUCGUUUUCGACCUUCCAAUGGCUACCUCGGAGACGAGUUUCAAGAAACGAUGGAGUGCAACUUCAAUCGUGGAAAUCCAGGUGAGCUCACCGUUCCAACUGUUGGGCCUCGCUAUGCGCUUCCUGGAUAUAUGGAUUACCAGGGAGUGAAUUCAAAACCAGCAUAUUAUGGUGCUGAGAAGAAAUGGGCUCUUGGUCUCCAGUCUCGAGCCCAUCCUCGGGAAAUAAUGACUGAAGUUCUGAAGGCGCUGCGGGAACUAAAUGUGUGCUGGAAGAAGAUUGGGCACUACAACAUGAAGUGCAUGUGGAAUCCUGGUGUUUCCAGUCAUGAAGGCAUGGUUAGCAAUCCUGUCCAGAGUAAUUAUUUUGGUGACGAAUCUACAAUAAUCGAGAAUGAUGGUGCAACCAAGUCCAGAAAUGUGGUCAAGUUUGAGGUGCAGCUUUAUAAAACGACGGAGGAGAAAUAUCUACUCGAUUUGCAGAGGGUCCAGGGACCCCAGUUUCUGUUUUUGGACCUCUGUGCUGCUUUUCUUGCCCAACUCCGGGUCCUUUAGGAAGAGAAGGGCGAAAAUAUCCACGAAAAGUCCUGCCAAUAAAACUUGCGAAUAAUCACCAUUGGAGGAGGUGUGUAUAUAUUUAACUUUGUCCCUAAGCUUCUCUGUUCUUUGUAUCGGGUUGACCUUUUUUCAAAUUGGAGCCGCCCCCCCCCCCCCCCCCCUCCUCGCGGAAUGUGUAGUUGGCCAAUGUCUCCGCGCUACUGAGGUGGAUGCUUACUAACUAUGGUGAAAGAAUCGACCAUCCCCAAGACUGGCAUGUCGUCGUGUGAGUGGCGUUUAGAUUAUUCCCGGGGGUUACAUUAUAUGUAAGUUUCUUCUUUCCCCUUGGCUUUUGCCAAGAUGGAAAAUUAUAUGUAAGUUUCUUCUUUCCCCUUGGCUUUUGCCAAGAUGGAAAAUUUUAUGUAAGUUUCUUCUUUCCCCUUUUGCCAAGAUGGAAAAAAGUAUGUAGUUCGAUCGUCUUCUUCAGUCAAAUCAGAAAAAUUUUUGCUGGCA